AUCCUGCACUGCUGGGCCCUUCCUGCUUUUCAAAAUCCGGUUCGAUUCCACAGAGCUUCUCCCUAGAUCCCCAAAGGUCAGUACUUAGGAAGCCCGCACAGAGGCCUUUUUCUAGCUGCCUCCUGUUUCUGACCAUGAGCUGCAUCGCUGCUGUGCGGAGGGCAGCGGCCGCUCCGCUGGAAGGCCAUCUCGCAGCCCUGCCAGCCUUGUUUCAGCAGCAUGCAGCAGAUCAGGUGCGCACUUUUGCUACUGGUGAAGCUAAUUCUGAUUCGCAGCCAAUCCCGAAACCGCGGAGGGGUUCUCUGGCCGAUGUGGCAGACCGGCCCCCACCUCCGGAAGCAAAGCCUGUGAUCGAACCUGGUAUGGACCCCAGUGACUGGGACCCCAGCGACCCUAAGUAUCAGCGGCUUACGAAGCAGCUAGUGUGGGCCGUCAAGACACGCCCUGCCCCAGAGGCCACAGAAUCGACCAAUGUGCACGAGCCCACAAAAGCCUUGCCUGCGGACCGGCACACCGACGCCCGCAGCGGGAAUGUGUACGAGGAAGACGUCAAAGUGGGCGCAGGGCGGUUGAAUGUCCUGCAUCUGAAGGAGAUCUAUCUGAAGCGCUUCGAAGCGAGGAGCCAAGGCAACACGCUCGAGGCCGGGGAGCUGGCGAAAGAGUACGGCAUCGAUCCGGGUUUAUUAGAAAAGGUUUUCAAGUAUACGGAGCUACCCAUCGCCCGACAAGAUAGACGAGGCAGGACCGUUGGGCUGAGCCACGAAGAAGCUCUGCAGCUUGCAAAAGAAGAAAGCUCGAUGUCUUAGGCGCAUGCGAGCAGCAGUGGGUAAAAGUGCCGAGAGGGUCAAGCUGCCUCAUACUCUCUAGCAAAUGAUCGCUCCCAAAGUGGGGCACAGUCAACCUGACACGAAAUGGUUUGCUCAUGCGUAUGCAUGGUUUAUUUCAAGCGCGAAUCCUACUAGAUUGUUUUAAUGCUUUGCUUAAGCUGAUUUGCAGUUCUCGAGCUUGGGCUCUGAGUUGCAUCAAGAGUUUCC
This is a messenger RNA of Klebsormidium nitens, 1034 nucleotides long. The record is from the annotation of a GenBank genome assembly. Lineage: Eukaryota; Viridiplantae; Streptophyta; Klebsormidiophyceae; Klebsormidiales; Klebsormidiaceae.